Messenger RNA from Diabrotica balteata, 558 nucleotides. Lineage: Eukaryota; Metazoa; Arthropoda; Insecta; Coleoptera; Chrysomelidae. The record is from the annotation of a GenBank genome assembly.
GUUAUCAUAUCAUUAAGUCACCCAGUAUUUUUGUUUUGAAUGAUUAAAUCGUUAUUUCCAUUUAACGCCAAAUUCCUAAUUUGUGCGACUAUAUUUUUUACCUAUUGUACGAUACAUACAGCCAAUAUGUCUUCUGCUGAUACACUUUUGUCGGUAGAUUUUGAGGUAUUUGGCAGAGUUCAAGGUGUAUUUUUUCGAAAGUAUACAGAAAAAGAAGCCAAGAGACUGAAUUUGAAAGGAUGGUGCAUGAAUACCAAGCAGGAUACAGUUAAAGGAAUAAUUGAAGGAACUACGAGAAAUGUAGAAGAAAUGAAAAUAUGGUUACAAGAAACUGGUAGCCCUUCUUCUAGGAUCGAUAAAGCUGUCUUUUCCAAUCAAAAAACUAUUACACAAUACACCUAUGAUUCAUUUAAGAUCAAACGAUAAUUUAGAGUAUUUAGAAAAAAUUAUUAACAAAUUCUAGUGGAUGUUUGAAUAUAUAUCCUCAAAUAGAAUUUAAAACAGUAUUUAUGUUUUAUGUAUUUUUUGGUUUUAUGAAUAUAUAACUGUUUAGACGAA